Messenger RNA from Entamoeba invadens IP1, 279 nucleotides. RefSeq lists its product as hypothetical. The transcript has 3 exons. Lineage: Eukaryota; Evosea; Mastigamoebida; Endamoebidae. The annotation marks the transcript as partial. The record is from RefSeq and is a predicted model, not a curated record.
AGGAGAAUUGCCCAAAUCGACACGGAGGCGAUGUUUGAUGCACCAUUUGUGAAGUGGGUUGGAGUGAAGCAAAAGAACAUUGUUGGAAUUAAAAAGCUACUCAGCACAGUAUCACCCGUCCCAACAUCCGGGAAAAGUGCGAAAGUGUAUCGAUGCAACUCGUGUGGGUUCAUCAUGUUUGCGAUACCCAAAAAGGGGAAAGAAAGGAUGUUCUCUGGGAAUGGAAAGCCGUACGACAUUUUUGUUGUGGUGAACAAUGCCGGGAUUGAUCUAUUUUGA